GACACCACAGCUGCUGCAUUACAUGUCUGGAUGCCUUCAUGAAUAUCCACAGAAUCGGUUCCUACUUUUGUCGUUUCAAUGAAGAAACCUGAGAAAAAUACCGCCGCUGACUGAGGCGUAGCUCGGACGGAGGCUGCGGAGGAUCUAGAAAGUCCAGUUCUGGUGAUGUUUCCUUUCAGUUCAGUGAGCCAGCAGCUGUCCUGAAGAAGAAACAGGAUCCGCAUCUGUCCACACAGCCGCAGGUGUUAAACACAGAAUUAUCCAGCCCUCCUGCCCCGCUCAUGGCAAAGAUGAGCUGGGCUGCCGGUACGCAGUGUGUAGCCAAGGGGGACCACAGGAAACCAAAACCAGGAGAACUGGCUUACCACAAAGGAGACAUCCUCACCAUUAUCGACACGAGCACGAAGAAGGGACAUUACAAGGCCAAACACAACACCACAGGAGAGGAGGGACUCAUAAACUCCACCAAUGUGCGUGAAAGAGAGGCUCUACGUGUGGACCCCAGCCUCAGCCUCAUGCCUUGGUUUCAUGGGAAGAUCUCUGGUCCAGAGGCGGUGAGCAAGCUGCAGCCGGCAGAGGAUGGUCUGUACCUCGUUCGAGAGUCCAUCCGCCAUCCCGGAGACUACGUCCUGUGUGUCAGCGUCUCUGGAGAGGUCAUCCACUACCGCGUGAUUUAUCAGGACAACAAGCUGACCAUUGAUAACGUGCAGUACUUCUACAACCUCAUUGACAUGAUAGAGUUUUACUCAAAGAACAAAGGCUCCAUUGCUACAACUCUUCUGAAGCCCAAACAAAAACACGGAACCAAGUCAGCAGAGUUGGAGCUGUCUAAAACUGGAUGGCUGCUGGACAUUACAAAGCUCAAACUGGGGGAGAGUAUCGGAGAAGGGGAGUUUGGUGCUGUGUAUGAAGGAGAGUAUAUGGGCCAGAGGGUGGCAGUAAAGACCAUUAAAUGUGAUGUCACGGCUCAGGCCUUCAUGCAGGAGACCACAGUUAUGACGAAACUCCAGCAUAAAAACCUGGUGCGAUUGUUGGGGGUCAUUCUUCACAAAGGGCUUCAUAUUGUCACAGAGCUCAUGACGAAGGGAAACCUCGUUAACUUUCUCAGGACAAGAGGACGUUCGGUCGUAAACACAGUUCAGCUGCUCCACUUCGCUCUCGAUGUGUGUGAGGGGAUGGAGUACCUGGAGUCCAAGAAGUUGGUUCACAGAGAUUUGGCAGCUCGUAACGUGCUGGUCUCUGACGACAGCGUGGCCAAGGUCAGCGACUUUGGUCUGACCAAGGUGGACUCGAAGGUGUCAGAUAACGUCAAACUGCCGGUCAAAUGGACGGCCCCCGAAGCUCUGAAGAAAGAGAAAUUCUCCACAAAGUCAGAUGUUUGGAGCUACGGUGUUCUUCUUUGGGAGAUCUUCUCUUACGGUCGCCAACCUUACCCUAAGAUGUCUCUGAAGGAGGUGAAGGAGAGAGUGGAGGGGGGCUAUCGCAUGGAGGCUCCAGAGGACUGCCCCCCUGGUGUUUACUCCAUGAUGAAGAUUUGCUGGGAGCAGGAGCCACGCAGAAGGCCCGCUUUCCACAAACUGAGAGAGAAACUUGAACGAGAGAUGGGUAAAUGCAGCCCGAGCCCUGGGUCGGAGCGUCGAGAUGGGAUCAGGUCUGCAUCUGGAUGCUGAUCCAGGUUGUGGAUCCUGAACUCCAGCAGCACAUCGUGAACCCCUCCUGUGGAGUGAACAGUUCUAGCUGGAUUCCUUUUAAUGGUUGAGACAAUAAAAUCAUCAUGUAAUGACAAUGAGAAAUUGUUUAUAAUGAAGCCAUGAGUAGACUAAACUUUGCUUUAGUGGAUCUGAGAAAGGACAAAAUGGGUGAAUCAGACCGUGGUUUGAUCAUUUUCAGUCACAGACUCAUUGCAGUGUGGCUAUAUGACGACGUCAGACUGUCUGUCCGUCCUCCACCUCAAUCCAGACUGAGAUAUCUCAACAACUACUGGAUGGAUUGCCGUGAAACUUUGUCCCGACAGUCCUGAUGCCUUUUUACAUUGACAUUUUGGCAGUAGUGUUCUGUGAGCGGAUGGAGAAAGGAAUAAGGAAUACUUCACUCAAAAAGCAUAGUUAUGCAGUUGUCUCACCCGUCUGUGGGCCAGUAUUGAUUGCAAAAUCUGCACCUGAUGUUAAUUUCAUAAUGAUCAUUAUUCCCCGAAGUAAAGCAGCACAAGUUAGAGUAGUCUCACACGUCACUGUUUAUAACACAGGGUGUUUAUCCUUUGCUGGAUGAAACGUUGGGGCAUAAAUUAAGAGUAGACCCACUUCUUCAGGCACCACUACACCACUAAGAAGGAGUAGAUCAGAAGUUAAUAAAUAAACUUCUGCACACUGAGUAACCUGCAAUAUAACAUUUAAUUGUGAUGUUUUUGUAGACCUUCAUCAGGAGAAAGAAUGAACGUCACUUCAUUCCGUGGUAUCUGUAUGAUCAGAAAUCUACUGUUUCACAUGAAGAGUGAAUACAGAUAUUUAAUGUCAGGGAGAGAUGUCAUUCAAAGAUUAAACAUAUGUACAGGAAUGAGAUGGGAAGGACAGAGAUGGAGGAGAGGAAAAAUGUUUAUCCUGGAUUUAAUCACAGAUAGCCAAAUCUGCUUGUAUCCUGGCAUUAAUGCUCAGAAAUAUGCCAUGGACUCAGGGCUUAACAUGGCAAAUCUGUAAUGUUAUUGCUGGUGUACAAUAAGUAAAUAAUUUUAUGUAAAUACUUAGCAGCAUUUUGCUUGUGUGCAGAGAAGAUUGGGAUGGUUUGUCAUUCUCUGCAGGUACACUGCAGGCCUUUGGUUAAUUCUCAUAAAGCACAGUUGUUUUUAUGAAGGCCAGAAGUCAAAGAUGAACUUCGGUAUGCAUAUUAUUUUUUCAGAUUUCUUUUUAGAAACCAAACCUCGUACUAUUUUUGACUCACACUCCACCACUUAGCGUACUCGGGGCGAACUUUGAUUCAAUUCAUUCAAAUUUAAUUUGUUUCUUAAGACUGAAUCUGUGGGAAAUAUGGUAUUUAUUCCUACUUUCUCUUCCCUCUUUUAUUGGGAUUUUGAGAUUAUUGGAGUGACUUUGUGUUAUCCACCAUCCUCUUGGGGUUUUUUUUCCAAGUCCAAAAUGUUUUCUGCUUUCCUGCAGAUGAUUUUAUUUUGUUGUUUUUACAUAUAUAGUAUGUAUUCUAUUUAUUAAAGUACAUGUAUUACUCAUUUCA
This is a messenger RNA of Morone saxatilis (striped sea-bass), 3222 nucleotides long. RefSeq names its product megakaryocyte-associated tyrosine kinase (gene matk). The record is from RefSeq and is a predicted model, not a curated record. Gene Ontology annotation, biological process: protein phosphorylation. Lineage: Eukaryota; Metazoa; Chordata; Actinopteri; Moronidae. Gene Ontology annotation, molecular function: protein binding; ATP binding; protein tyrosine kinase activity. Bases 282 to 1670 code for a protein of 462 amino acids. The transcript is spliced from 13 exons.